Messenger RNA from Moneuplotes crassus, 1732 nucleotides. The record is from the annotation of a GenBank genome assembly. NCBI's taxonomy places the organism in Eukaryota, Ciliophora, Spirotrichea, Euplotida, Euplotidae.
AUGAAGAAGUUUAUGUGCAAACAUGGUCAGUGUCAGAAUAAGGCAACUCGUUUUGUCUCUAACAAGGAAAUUCUGGAUGAUGAGAGAUUAGAUUUUGAACAAGAGAGGUACUCCCCUGAUCUUUGUUUAUUCCUAUGUCAGAUCUGCUCCAACGUGUCUUAUGCAAAAGAAGCAGAAGAUCUGGUUGAGCCAGAAGGAAUAGCUACAAUUCUCAAUAUAAUCAGACAGGCUAUGAAGUAUACACAAGAAAGUGAAGAGAUUACUGAGCAGUUGGACACUCUGGCUGUGUACCUGACUGAACAAGUAAGUAGAAUAGAGGAUAAACUUUGGAAAACUGCUUAUGGAAACUUGACUUAUCAGCCUGAAAGCUUUGAAGAACAAGCAAAGCAGUUAUACCACCAAAUGCAGUCAUCUCCAGACUUGAUUGAAUUCUUAAUGAAAAGAUUCUGAGAAUCCCAACUCAAAAUUGUAAAUGGAGAUGAUCCGGAAAUGGAAAUCAUAAACCUUAAGCGUCAAUUAAAUUCGCAAUGGGAGAAAAGACUUCAAGAUUGCUUGAAGGACUAUAGAACUUUGGCUUUCAAAGCCUUACAGAAAUAAAGAUGAUGAAAUUGAAAGAAUUCAGAAUGACCAUGAGCAAGCACUGCAAAAUUUACAAGAGAGAUUAGACCAAAGUCUCCAAGUUUGUACACAGAAGGAUGAAGAAAUGCAAAGAGCUGCUCUGAAGCAUGCUGAAGAGCUCGCAAAGAAAGAUCAAGAGUACAUUCAGAUGCAAGAUGAGCUGACUCAAAAAUAAUGUUUUACUGGGAAAUGAAAAUGCUGAACUAAAGCGAAAGAUUGAAGUCAAAGAUAAAGAGAUAAAGGAUAGUUCUCUAAAUAUAUCGAAGUUAAAAACUCAGAUUACAGAUUAUGAAUCUUCAUCCCUUAGUCAAAAUACAAGCACUACACAGUUAAAGCCUCAGAACUUUCAGGGGAAUGAUAAAUAUCUUGAACUAUAUCAAUUCGCAUAUACCUUCUUGACUGGGAAGGAAACCUUGCUUGAUUCUCAAAACAACAUCUCGCUUGAUUUUUCUCACAACCAAGUGCGAAGAUUCGUAAGGAAGUACUCUAAUUUUAAGCUUCCUGAUUGAAAUACUCUAAUCUGCCAAUGCUUAGUGGAAGAUGAUCCAGAACUAAUGGAAUCCUUCGCGAAUAUUUUCCCUUUGAAUGUUAAGAAUCUUCACUUUAACAUUAAUCGAGCUGAAAUUUUGGAACUGGAAGAUUUUAUUGGCUACAUUGGUAUAUUUAGCUCAUUUGUAACUGAAGAAUUACACCUCUAUAAUUUUAAUGUCAAGAUUAGAGAUAUGAAAACAGUUCUAUCAAAAAAUAAGCAACUAGAUACUAUUGGAUUCAGAGAUUCAGACCUAAAUUUUCAAAGUUGUCCAAAUUUUCAGAAGCCAUUGCAUGGAUCUAAUUUAAAGAAUCUAGAUUUCACAGGCAGUGGAAGUGUACCAAGAUCAGAUUGGGGUAACUAUUCAGCCUCACUUAACUACUUAAUCAAAGGAUUACAAAAGAGUCCUGAAUUCAGAAAUACUCCUAUCCAAAUACAUUUUAGCUCUCGAGAACUGGAGAACACUGAAAUUGCAUCAACUUUAAGACAAAAUGGAUAUAUUAUCAAAACUCAUUAAAUGCAAUGAAAUCUUUUUGCAGAUAUUCCAACAACUAUCUUUAUUUUGUUCUUGACAUAAAUUUCAAU